Molecule: messenger RNA, 6062 nt
Organism: Aedes aegypti (yellow fever mosquito)
Lineage: Eukaryota; Metazoa; Arthropoda; Insecta; Diptera; Culicidae
Gene: PTP-ER
Exons: 5
Coding region: 282-5762 (1826 amino acids)
Biological process (GO): protein dephosphorylation
Molecular function (GO): protein tyrosine phosphatase activity
Source: RefSeq, a predicted model, not a curated record
CGAAUGCACUUUUUAUUAAACAUGGCUGGUGUUGUGCGCUAGUGUUAUUCGAACGAAGGAAUUUAAACAAUUUUAUAUAUAUUAUCGGUGCAAAACAACUCGAAACGAUCUGAACUUUGUGUAGUGAAGUGUAACUGUUCCGAAAAUCGUUCUACAAAGUGAGCAAACGACCGCAAUCCGUAGGAAAAGUAGUUUUUCUUCAGCCCCAAUAAUGGUUCGCUUUGGACGACCUAGAUUUUUAACAUGAGUGCGGUCCGGAUAUGGUGGCGCUCUAGGAACCAAUGAUGGACUCACGUGAUGUGUCUAACAGCAACAACAACAACAACAUCUUCUAUUCAUCUUCCUUAGCUACAUCAAAACGUAUGCAAGACGGAUUAUCAUUGCUGUCGAUUACCGUUCACAAACGGGGAAGUAACUUUGGACAACAGCCGAACGAUGUGAAUAAUCAGAAUCAGCAAGCAUCAUCAUCGUUUCUACAGCAAGAUCAACAUCAGCACUACUCACAACCGCACACUCAUCAACAAUCGUCUUCUCUUUACUACUAUAAUAGCAGACCGGAAGCACAUGACGGAGUAACUCUUGAGAGCGUUACAGUUGUAGGACCUUGGCGUGAAGUUAUAUUUCCUAUAGCGAUCCUAACUGUAUCUCUGUUCGGGAUUCUAGCUGUAGGGGCUAUUCUUUUACUUUGGCUUAAAAAUAAUUUGAAAAGUCAGGAAAAGGACAAGGUGAAAACUUCCAAGAAAUUGAAAGUGGCAAAAGUAAACGCGAAAGUGCUGCUAAAGCAAACCAAAAUGAGCGAAGAUGAGGGAUCUCAAAUAGAAAACAUCAAUUCGACACUCUCCGCUAAACCAGAAUCUCCAAGAUCGAAGAGUUUAGAUGUACCAGAGGCUGAAAAUGCGAGCUUCUCUUCCCAAGUUAUUUUUCCAACUAGCGAGUCAACGCAACAGGAUCCUACCGUUAGCACAAUCUACAAAAAUAUCACAUCCGAGAACUUGUCCACUAUUUCAACACCUGGAAACUUGAAACGAGUACAGGCAAAAACAUCACUGAACAAUAUAUCACAGAUCAGCACAUCACCUUCAGCAGUUCCUUCGUCUCCUCCACUAAGAUCUGUCCAUAGGAAGUUCAGCUUCAAUCAAUCGAGCUUCUACGAACAACAGCAAAUUCCUUCAUCCAAGGCUGAAAAGUACAGUGCCAAUAACAGCAAAUCCAAUAACGACAAUCUACCCUAUUUUGGAAAGUUGGGAUCAAAAGACGAAUGUCUUAUUUCAAAGAUCGCCGUUCUGAAGGGCGACGUGUGUUGUGUACAACCACCGCAACUACAUCAUGCUGCAGCAGAUUUGGACGAAUUGACUGUCGCGAGCCCAGCACCAAUUUGUUCCUCUCCCAAGAUGGUGUACACCCAAUCCACAACGUCGGAGGCGCUCAUGGCGAUACCUCUAACAACAAAAGCACAAAAACUGUCCGAUGAUAAAGAAAAUUAUGGAAAAUGCUCAACGGCAUUCGAAACUAGUCGUAAUGGGAAAGCUUUCCGUGGUCAACAUUCUUGGAUUGAGGGAAACGAAAAUCAACCGCCAUCCAACAGAAAGGUAUUAACACAAUCGCCAAUAUUCUUCGCAAACGAGCAAAACUCUCCGAACGUUUGUUACGAUUCCUCGUCAUCACCUACGUUGAUACCGUCACUUACGCCAUCGUCUGUGUCCUCGUCAGCAACUUCCACCGCUACAAAUACCACACCAAAUGCAAACUUAAACAGUGCCAGCAGCAACACUGGACGAUUUACUUUUUCACCAAAAGUGAUCAGCGAACUCGGUUACCAAUCAUCUCCCCAGAGUGCUUCGAACCAUGCUGGUUCGGGAAACGAGGCAAAGAUUAGCAACACCUAUUUCCGUUUUCCGGAUGUGGACAGUUUUACACCACCUAUUAGUGCGCAAACAACAAAUCUAAACGUGUCAGGCAAACCGACAACUUUUAAAAUACCAUCGCUUGUCACGUCUUGGAUUCCCUCAUUGGAAACACCAACCAAGGAAGCUCUUGUUAUUUCGGAACAAGAAUUAAUGAAAUCGUCUACUACGGAAAACAUUGAAGAUAAACAAUGCCCUGGAAUUGAUGCGGUUGAUGACGCUAAUAUUACCAACAUACCUAGUAUUUCAAUGGUUACUGAAGACACACAUAAAGAUUCGUCUCCUUCUUCCACCGAAGAUAAAAUCCAACAAAUGGUGUCGUCUAAUCGUGCAACGCGAAGGGCGCGUUUAAAGUCUAUCUCUCUUGACUCGGAUGGAGCUCGCAUUCUGGAGGAAAAUUUUGCAACCAGUAUCCCGGUAGAGGAGUUAGUAGAAAUUGCCGCCAAUCAAUCGCAUCACUUGGUUUCGGGAAACCAAUUGCAGCUGCCCUCACUUAGUCAAAGCCAAGCACAGAAUGAAAAUGAAGAGUGUAGUUACGCAUCUUACAGGAAACAGCGCAAUAUAUUUAACUUAACGUUGAAUCUGAAUGAUAAGGAUGAGUCUUUGAUGGCAGACGACGAUUACAAGUUCAAUGAGUUCUAUUUUGAAUACUACGACUACGAUGAUGAGGAAGAUGAAGAGUAUGAAAUGGAAUGUGGGGCCUCUGGUUCAAGUUAUUCCGAGAAACGAAAAAAGCAGCAUUCUCAAUUGCAGACUCCAAAAACGCCAACACUGACCCAAACUCGCAAGAAAGCUAGCUCACUCGAUUCAGAUCAGUCUCUCAGCUAUAUGCUCCCGCAAUCGGUUAGAACGCAAAGUGCAAUAGAUAAAAGUGAACAUCGAGUCAGCAGUACUCGAUGUGCAAUGAAUCCCUCAACGGCUACAAUACGCACAUCUUCGCUGUCUGUACCAACGACUCCUAAAAGGCAGCCAUACCGUUUGCCGCAGCAACAAUCACAUGGCAAGUAUAAACAGAACCGUUGCAUGAACGACAGUACGACAAGUAUCAAUAAUAGUCCCGCAUCCGAGCGACAUCUUCUAUGUGGCUUCCAACAAAAACUCGGAAGUUUCGAGGAAAAUGCUGACAUGUAUCACAGCAACGUAGAAAAUGACGGUAAGUCCACUGGUAUCAAGGCUCCUUAUUCCAAUAUGUCACAGCAGAGAGAACAAAACUUAAGUGUUUCUAAUGUUAACCUAAAAACGUUACCGGAAAUCACACCAGUGUGUGAUUUUGCAAAUAAAUCGAACGACCAGGUCAUGGCAGAAAAACCACCGAUUCAAACUAUGAAUAAAAGUCGAUCUAGCAUUCUACAGCGCAGAGGAUCCAAUCAUAGCCUGACAUUGAACCUCGAUGCUGCUACGGGUGGUAAUGGAUUAUCAAAAGGACUGUCAGCUUCAAACUACAGUUUGGGCAAUUUAAAAGGAUCUCAUUUGAGUUUGGCCAGCUCUUCGUAUAAUCUUCAGCAGCAACAGAACCAACAUCAAAAUGUUCAUCAAUCUGGAGGUGCUCCAAAUGUGCAGACAAAGAAGAAUCUCCUACAGCGUCGAGGCUCGAAUACUAGUUUAAUUUUGAACCUGCAGGGUUCCAAUAGCAGUUUAAACCGGUACAAUAGUCACAGUUCGCUAAAUAUUCAAAAUCAACAAAACGUUCGUCCGGCUAAAAAAUGUCUCCUGGAAAGGCGCAAUUCCAACACGAGUUUGACACUCAUCAAUAUCCAGAAUCGCGCACUUUCUGUAUCAAAUUGUAAUCUUCCGGGGUCUAUUUGUAGUCUCAACAGUAUGGCAACAUACCAGACACAAAAUGAAGCGCUGAUGUUGGAAGAGGAAGAGAUACAGAUGUCGGUGAACAACAAUCAGUCGAGUUGCUGCGCACGGGCGGCGGCCGGUGGCGUGUCCAGUGAAUCUCAUCUGUCGCCAAACUGUCAGCAGCACGGGGGGCGGCGGAAAUUCCUAAGCUCGGAUAGUCUGCACAAUAUUACCAACUCGCGAGCCGGCUGCUGUUGUCAGCAAAAGGAAACCAAUAUGGACGCUCCCCACAUGUGUUACCAUCGCGGGCAAAUGAGUAACUAUGGAGGCUCAAUAGAUGAUAUGAAACAACAACCUUCAUCGAAAAAUGCUGAUUGUUCGUGUACUGAAAAUAGAGGUGGCAAGGCAAAUGAUAAGCUAAGCAUCACCACGAAUGAUAUGUUCAAAUUCAAAUCGACAGUCACCUCUACGGCAUCGACCAAUAAUUUGACACAAUUCACCAGCUGCGACUGUUGCUGCUGUAAUUGUGCAGAUGCGCUUGCAGGAGGGGUCAACACGAUGAGCAUCAGCAACACGAAUGUGCGUAAGAUAACUACGAAGCCGCUGAGUCCCCAGACUACAAGCGAAGAUUUUAAAAUAUACUUAGCCAAUAUACAGUUUCUACAAAACGCAUCCAAUAUGCUGUCGGUGUCUUACAUGAAAAAAUUGCACCAUAUAUUUAAGAAAAGCUAUAGCAACUACGACAAAUCGCAGGACGAUAAUGUGCUAACUGGGGCAAACAAUGAUGUGAAACUCACAACCUUAUCGAUUGUUACGAACGUUUCUGACGAACCAGGGAAAUCCAACGAUCAACCUUCUAUUGUGGAGCCGAUUAGUGACGAUAGUUUACUACUAACCGACGACGAACAGAAGAAAAUGAUUCUCAACAUACACCAGGAGUUUUGGGAUCUGCCGACUAAUUACCAAGAAAAGCCAUUAGUUUUUGGAUCGCAAUCGAAAAAUCGAUACAAAACGAUAUUACCAAAUGAACAUUCUAGAGUGAUUUUGAAAGCUGAGCCUGGAGCUCACUUGGAACCGUACAUCAAUGCCAAUUUUAUAAAGGGCUCGGAUUAUACCAAUAAUAGUUACAUUGCCACGCAAGGUCCAAUGGCGAACACUAUCUACGAAUUUUGGCUGAUGGUGCAGCAAAAUGUCGAAAAGACAUCACCACGUAAAGACGGAAACUAUCUCCACGUUGAGCAGAAAUUAAUUAUGCUAACAGACUUUGUUGAAAACAAUAGGCAGAAAUGUACUGUAUAUUUUCCCCAGGAGCUUAACGAUUCAGUGGUGUUUUGUAAUGUACCAAACGUGAACGCGCAGGUAGUUCUUGAUAAUAGAGAUAGUAUUUUAGCCGAUAUGCAGGAAACCAUAAAAACCCACCAGGUCAAAGCUAUCGAAUCCAGCACUGAUUUUAAUUACUUUCUUAUCACAAAUAUUGGUAUAUGUCGUAAAAAUGGUUACACUAUGCGUAAACUGUUGGUGGUGUAUUCGUAUCAAGAUGAAGCAGCAAAAGUCGAAAAACGCAGUUUUUAUACAAUUUAUCAUUAUUGGUUCCCCGACUGGCCGGAUCAUCGAUCUCCGGAGGAUAUAGAUGUACUGUUAGAUAUGAGUCUCGAUAUACUUGACAAUGAUUGUUCCAAAGAUUUUGACCUUGGUCCUGAUGGAGUAGGAAACGAUGAACGGAUUUGCUCAUUGCCAAUUAUACAUUGUUCUGCAGGCAUUGGACGGACAGGCUGUUUACUAGCAAUUAUAAAUGGUCUAAGCCAGAUGCGUUCAUCUUCUAAUGCUCAUAAAACAGCAGAUAAGCCUGUGGAAAAGAACUUAGAAAGUUUAGAAUCUGAACCACCGGAAGCGCAAAAUGCCGCCCAACAGCCCAGUUGCCCAUUGAUGAGUAGCAACGGCCAAACUUGUGUAGAUAUACUCGGUAUCGUUUGUAAUCUUAGGCUGCAGCGUGGCGGAAUGGUACAGAAUUCUGAACAGUACGAGUUAAUUCAUAGAGCAUUGUGUUUGUACAUGCAAAAAUUGAGCCUUUAAAUAAUAAGCAUUUAUAAACAAAACAACAACCGCUAGUUAAUGGAAUAGUUAAUGUACAUGGCUCACAUUGUUAAAUUAUACAAAAUGACAACUUACCAAAGAAUAUACGAUUCCUAAGUUUAGGAAAAAUAAGAAUACAUUUUCAUAAUUUAAAAUCCGUCAUACAAAGAGUAAAUUAUGCAUUGAUGCUAAAAUUAACGGUAUAAUUUGUAAUUCUCUUCAUAAUGGAUAAUGUUUCAGAGUAUGUGAAUUCGAUACGAUACACAUUUGUUGUAAUAUAACCAGUAUUGAGUAUAUUGA